AUGCAUUUGUUUGUUGUCCACAAGAGUCGGGACACUGUCUGCGAAUAUCCCGAUUGCGGCAAAAAGUUCAAACUUUUGUCAGCAAUGCGAAAGCAUUACCGCAUUAUCCACACCGACGACAAGCCAUUCGCGUGUCCGCACGAAGAGUGCGGACAACGGUUUAUAGAUAAACACGAUUUGAAGUCACAUUUGGUUUGCCACGAAACUGAUCGCCGAUUUGCCUGCGAUUUCAUUGGCUGUCAAAAGGUUUAUAUCAAUCAAAGCACUCUUGAAACUCACAAACGGAUCCAUUUGAAUAAACCGACCAUUAAGUGCACUGUCGAGGGAUGCGCUCAAAGGUUUAAUUCAUACAAUGAGGUGGAGAAACACCGGGCGAGUGUCCACUCUAUGCCCCGAAAGGUCUCAACGCGUGUACGGGUGGCGUGUCUUUGGCCGGGCUGUGACUUUACGGGUGUUAGUUAUAGACUUAAACUGCAUCAAAACACACACACGGGUGAGCGGCCGUAUGUCUGCGAUUGGCCCGAAUGUGGCAAACGGUUCCCUCGACCCGACCAUUUGAAAGAGCAUAAGAAUGUGCACAACAAUGUCAAGCCCUACGCCUGUCAUUGGCCCGGAUGUCAGUACCGGUGCUCUUACCGCUCUAGUAUAACCAUACAUUAUAGACAAGUACACAAAAAGUGA
Molecule: messenger RNA, 681 nt
Organism: Medioppia subpectinata
Lineage: Eukaryota; Metazoa; Arthropoda; Arachnida; Sarcoptiformes; Oppiidae
Source: the annotation of a GenBank genome assembly